AUGUCGAAGUUAGUUCGUUCAUUAAAGAACGUUGCAGGGGGUUACUCUUCAGCGCAAGUGCUUGUGAGGAACGCUACAUCUAAUGACCCCACGGGGCCCACAAAAUAUGAUAUGGAAGAAAUUGCUUCAUACUCGUACCAGUCACAAACUGAGUUUAUGGAAAUCAUGGAUAUGCUUGACCGCCGUCUUAACGAUAAGGGUAAGAAUUGGAGACAUAUAGCUAAAUCCCUUACUGUUUUGGACUAUUUGGUCAGGUUCGGAUCUGAGAAAUGUGUUCUUUGGGCCAAAGACAAUAUCUACAUUGUCAAGACUUUAAGAGAAUUUAUCCAUUUUGAUGAAGCCGAUAAGGACCAAGGCGCAAUUAUCAGAGUCAAGGCCAAGGAAUUAGUCUCUUUAUUGCGUGAUGAUGAAAGAUUAAAACAAGAACGUCAAAUGGCCAAGCGUAGCAAGAGGGGAAGAUUUAACGAUUAUGAUGAUGAUGACGGCGACGACGGUGAUUAUGACUCUGAUAGAAGAAGAAACCGGAGAAGAGAUAGAGAUAGAGACAGAGAUAGAGGCAGAGAUGAACCAUAUGAUGAGGACUUGCAAAGAGCUUUGGAAUUAUCGAGAAUGACUGCCGAAGAAGAGGCAAAUCGUGCAAGAGAAGCAGAAAACGACCCGGAUUUGGAUGCAGCUAUCAAGUUGUCGUUGGAAGAAGAAGAAAUGAGAAAACAACAACACAACUCUAACUUGUUAGAUUUAAAUGAGCCACAGUAUCAACAGCAACAACAACAACAGCCACAAUUCUUUAUGACAACUGGUUAUUAUCAACAACCACAACAGCAGCAACCAUUAUUUGAUCAACAAACACAGCAAUAUGGCCAAUACGACAUGUUUGGAAACCCAAUCCAGAAUCCCAUGGAGACAGGAUUCUAUGAUCAACAAGCAUACCAACAACAACAACAACAACAACAGCAAAACCAAUUUACUGGGUUCAACUAUGGCCAACCUCAGCAACCGCAGCAGCAACAACAACCCUUACAGCCUUUGAAGACUGGUUCCAAUAACCCAUUUGCAUUAAACGCAGGUUCGAAUAAUACAAAGGGGCAUACGCAAACUUUGAACGACUUGGCCGAAGAGCAGCAAAACCAACAACAAUAUCAGCAGUUCCAACAACAAGCUGCUCAACCUCAAUUUUACACCCAACCUACUGCACCACUCAAGCAGCAAAAUACAUCGUCUUCCAGAUUCAAUGAGACUCAUGAGUUAAAUGAUCUUUUAUCACAAGGUACAGGCUUGGAUACAUUUGGAAAUACCGGUGCCACCCGUAUACCACACCAGCACACCAAGACCCAAAAUUUCAUCAACUCCAGUGGUACUGGUUAUAGACAAACCAACAAUGAUCAACAUAGAGUCAGUUCAAAUGCUACGGGCAAUCCAUUCUUGAACACCGGUAUUGGUUAUCAACAACAGACGCAACAGCAGGUGUCGCCACAAAGACAACAACCCAUCAAUGUAGCUUACACUGGUUACGGGUUUGGUAAUGCACAGCCUCAACAACAGCCUCAACAACAACAACAACAACACAGAGGCAAUGACGGUCCAAGUUUGAUAGACAUCUAG
Messenger RNA from Lodderomyces elongisporus, 1602 nucleotides. Its product is annotated as epsin. Gene Ontology annotation, molecular function: clathrin binding; phospholipid binding. The transcript has a single exon. Gene Ontology annotation, cellular component: endosome; clathrin vesicle coat; plasma membrane. The record is from RefSeq and is a predicted model, not a curated record. NCBI's taxonomy places the organism in Eukaryota, Fungi, Ascomycota, Pichiomycetes, Serinales, Debaryomycetaceae. Gene Ontology annotation, biological process: endocytosis; actin filament organization. Bases 1 to 1602 code for a protein of 533 amino acids.